ACUUAUACAAGUUUCUCUGUGUUGAGCUAUUAAUGCCAAAUAACGAUAGUUCUACCUCUUCUAUAACCGAGUCCACCAGUCUUCUGGGGUCUGAGCGUGGCGCAAAAGCUGAUCCAAAGGCUGAGUCAUGGAGUGACCUCAAACCAUAUAUCUGGCCGUUAAUCUCUUCAAAUAUUAUCACUGUUAUGGCUGGUCUAAAUGACGGAACCUUUGGUGUAAUGAUCCCACGUCUCAAGGAACAUUAUGAUAUUUCGAACAGUACAGUCUCUCUCCUUUUCCUUUUCAAUGCCAUUGGUUUCUUCAUCAGCGGAUUCUUGAACGGGUUUAUCGUCAAGCAUAUUGGACAGAGAGCUACUGUCUACACAGCCUCAAUUUCAUUGAUGAUCGUCUAUCUGUUUGCCCUAACAGGACAACGCUUUGAAAUCAUGUUGGGCCUCAUGGUCUUUCAGGGCGGAAGCAUCUCUCUUUUGGAUGCCGCUGUAAACGUAUAUACUGCCAAUGUUCCAAUGGCCACACUUAUGCUCAAUAUUCUACAUGCCAACUAUGGUGUAGGUGCAAUGAUUAGUCCCUUGGUUGGUACUGCUUUCCUAGUCCGCAAUAUCACAUGGAGAGCUGUCUAUGGAUUCUUGGCAGGAGCAGCCUUUCUCAAUAUCUUGUCUGUUAUGAUUGGAUUCAGCGGAACAAAUAUGGAGCAGCCCAAUGAACAUGAAAUUGAAGAUGAUGAUACGGAUGAACUUCCAAAGGCCCGAAUUGCUAUACCAAGCCAUCCUAUUCGAAAUUCUGUAACUCUCCUCUCGGCCGGAUAUAUUCUCAUUUAUGUUGGAGUUGAGAUUAUUAUGGGUGGAUGGGGUUACACUUUUCUGACCGAGGGUCGUCAUGGUGAUAAGGAAAUGAUGGGUCAUGUGACAGCCGGUUACUGGGCUGGUCUCGCUAUCGGCCGUUUGGUACUUGGAUACCUUGCUGGUCGCCUUGGAGAAAAGCGUACUAUCACUGCUUUGACUAUUACAGGUGGUGUGGUUUUGAUCAUAUUCGGAUAUGCCGAAUCGAUUGUAAUAGAUUCUAUUGCCCUUGUAACCAUUGGAUUUUUGAUCGGUCCAAUGUUCCCUACAACAAUCUCUUUGGUUUCCCAACUAUUACCGCGUCACAUUCAUGCCACGUCAAUUGGAUUCAUUUCAGCCAUUGGUGCAAGUGGAGCUGCUGUACUUCCUUAUGGUGCCGGGUUAAUUGCAGAUCAGUAUGGUAUUCUGUCUAUACCACUCGUAUGUUUUGUCAUGCUUGCAACCAUGCAGCUCAUGUGGACCUUUGUGCCCAAUCCACAAACUAUUAAUAUCUAAAUUAUAUACAAUUAUCUGUAAGAACUCUAUUACACACCAUAGCCUUUGUCACAAUACAGAUCCACACAUCACAUUAUCAACCCUAGUUGAUCUUUAAAUACUUCCUUAGUGUGAUAAUCUUAUUAUUGAAACCAAUCACUUUAUUGUUCUUAUUUAUUUUUUAAAAGAAAAACCAAAGUUUUGGCUGUGAGACCUCAAUAAGACCAUAUGUAUUUAACAAUAUACUCAAUAAAAAAAUAUAACGCAGACUAUCUCACAUCUGAU
Messenger RNA from Phycomyces blakesleeanus NRRL 1555(-), 1598 nucleotides. RefSeq lists its product as hypothetical. Gene Ontology annotation, molecular function: transmembrane transporter activity. Gene Ontology annotation, cellular component: membrane. The coding region runs from base 33 to 1334 and encodes 433 amino acids. The record is from RefSeq and is a predicted model, not a curated record. NCBI's taxonomy places the organism in Eukaryota, Fungi, Mucoromycota, Mucoromycetes, Mucorales, Phycomycetaceae. Gene Ontology annotation, biological process: transmembrane transport. The transcript has 3 exons.